Arctia plantaginis is the source of this 2337-nucleotide messenger RNA. The record is from the annotation of a GenBank genome assembly. Lineage: Eukaryota; Metazoa; Arthropoda; Insecta; Lepidoptera; Erebidae.
AUGACUAUGUCUUAUAAAAAAGAAGACUUAAAAAUUUACUGGAAUAAAAUUAUCUAUGCAUACCCGAUUCUCAAUGAUACGAUUUUCACCGACUGUAAUACUGCAGAGUAUGAUGAAGUUCAGCAAAUUAUCGUUGCAUUGAACAUCCAGAUGAAGAUACGCGACCUUGUGCUAGUUCACAUUGAAAAGUACCUUCGCCAACACGUAGCACCAACCUUUUGGUCCAAAUUUAUGAAAGUGGAUGAGGAAGUUAAAGGUUUUCAGUUGUUCAAGUCAGCCGUGAAUGAUUUGCAUGAUUCGGUAUCAAGUUUCUCAGGAAUGCUGCAAAGGUUAACCAUAUUAAAUAAUAGUUGUAAUGAUAAUAAACCCAUAUAUGGAGAAAAAGAUGUUAUUUUAGGAUUUAAACAACUUGUGAGAGCUACUCUGUUGUCCCAGUUACCUUUAGAUUUCCAAGUGAUCAUUAACCAUUUCUAUAAAGUAUCCUUUAACGUAUUUGAUAAUGAAUACGAGAAUUCUGAUAUGGGUGAAGAUGUCCUGUGUUCAGGCUGUUUAAAUGAGUGUUCAGACUGCAACUGUAUGUAUAUUGUAAAGGUAUUUCAUGAUACAAAUAGGAAACUGAUGGAAUUGCAAUUACUCGAGAGACUCACUGGUCAAGUUUUAACAAACUUUAUUCAAAUGCGUAUCGAGUCUCAUAUUCAAAAACUCUGUACUGGUACAUUUGAUGUAUCACAUUUAGGGUUCUUAGAAAAUUGGCUAGAUACAACUGUCAUGUCAUGGCUUACUAGAAUCUAUUGUGGAGGAUCAUCAAAACCAUCACCUGAUGAUAAGAAUAUUCAAAGUGCAAUAUCUAAGUUUAAACAAAAACUGAGUUACUUUUUGUAUCACAGUUAUACUAAGUUGAGAAUUGACCAAUUGUUUAAUAUUAUUAUAGAAUACCCAGACUCCCAACCAGCUGUUGAUGACAUAAAGCUAUGUUUAGAAAAAACAGAUCUAAGAGGUACUCUUUGCAAAAAUCUACAAAAUGCUCUUGAAACAAGAUUAUUGCACCCUGGAGUGAAUACACCAGAUAUUUUAACUGCCUAUGUAACAACUAUUAGAGCUUUACGACAUCUUGAUCCCUCCGGAGUUAUACUUGAAACUGUCACAAAACCUGUUCGAAAUUAUUUGAGAAACCGAGAUGACACUGUUCGUAGCGUUGUUAGCAGUUUGACUGAAGAAGGAGCUGGGAGUGAGUUGGCUGAGGAACUAGUUAAGUUUGCAGCAGAAGCUGAUGGUGACUGUGACAAAGAUGAAUCUUGGGAUAGGUGGAACCCAGACCCUGUCGAUGCUGAUCCUACUGUGGAUUCUAGUGAUAGAAGGGCUAAUGAUAUAAUUUCAAUGCUUGUCAACGUUUAUGGCAGUAAAGAACUCUUUGUGAAUGAAUAUAGGACACUUUUAGCUGAUAGAUUGUUGGCGCAAAGUGCUUUAAACACAGAAAAGGAAAUUAGGUAUCUGGAACUAUUAAAGCUGAGAUUUGGAGAGUCACAGCUACACUUUUGUGAAGUAAUGCUCAAAGAUAUAUCUGAUUCCAAAAGAAUUAAUGCUCUUAUUCACCAAGAUAAAGAAAUAGAGACCUUAAACAAGAAGUUUACAUCAAAUGCAAUGAUCUUAUCUGCACAAUUCUGGCCUCCGUUUAAGGACGAGAGUUUAGAAUUACCGGAGGAAAUAAAACGCCACUUAGAAGCUUACACAAAAUCAUUUGAGGCAUUAAAAGGCAAUAGAACUUUGAGUUGGAAGCCACACCUUGGCAAUGUAAACAUUGAAAUUGAGAUAGGAGACAAGAAGUUAGAUUUAACAGUAUCACCAUUUAAUGCUACCCUAAUAAUGCACUUCCAAGAGAAAUCAGAGUGGACAAUAGAUGAGUUGCAUCAAGUCAUGAAGGUUCCAGUAACCAUAUUGAGGCGAAAAAUUACUUAUUGGCAGUCAAUGGGUCUCAUUGCAGAGAAAAGUACAGAUUACUAUGUGUUAGUGGAUGGAUCAGAGGCAAAUAAAGCAAAUGUUGCAACUAAUCAAGUUCAAGAAAUGAUCUGUGAGGAUGAUGAGACAGAAAGUGUGAUGGCAUCUGCUCAUGAUCAAAGAGAAGGUGAAUUACAGGUAUUCUGGUCUUAUAUUGUAGGCAUGCUCACCAAUUUAGAUUCUCUACCUUUGGACCGCAUCCAUCAAAUGUUAAAAAUGUUUGCAUCCCAGGCUCCAGGCACUGAAUGUAGUCUCCAAGAACUUAGACAGUUCUUAGAUACAAAAGUUAGAACUCAUCAGCUGGUGUUACAAGGCGGAAUGUACAAGUUGCCCAAAACAUAA